Molecule: messenger RNA, 1108 nt
Organism: Daphnia pulicaria
Lineage: Eukaryota; Metazoa; Arthropoda; Branchiopoda; Diplostraca; Daphniidae
Product: deubiquitinase DESI2-like
Exons: 5
Coding region: 137-748 (203 amino acids)
Biological process (GO): protein deubiquitination
Molecular function (GO): deubiquitinase activity
Source: RefSeq, a predicted model, not a curated record
GUCGGAUGCCAUUGCCGUUCAAUUCAUCGCUGCGGGGCAAAACGAAGUGGACGAGUCUUGUUAGUUGUAUUUUUUGUUCGAUUGCUCUCGGAUACGUUGUGAAGUUUUUUACGUUAAACUAAACCUUUGUUAGUGAAUGUCAAAAUUCGAUUCAUCUUGUAACUUUCGGAUAUUUGAUUGUUUGGGUCAAAAGCGUUUCUUUGAUGACGACCAAGUUAUUCUAAACGACACAAUGGCCAGAGAACCUGUCAUUAUAAAUGUCUAUGAUAUGUACUGGAUCAAUGGCUAUACCUCUUCACUUGGAUUAGGUGUGUUUCAUUCAGGAAUUGAAAUCUAUGGAACAGAAUAUGCUUAUGGUGGUCAUCCAUAUCCCUUCUCAGGAAUCUUUGAAAUCACUCCUAGAGACGCAGAAGAAUUGGGGGAACAGUUCAAAUUCAAGCAAGUCAUUCAUCUGGGUUACACAGAUUUCACUGAAGUUGAUGUUCAGCGAAUUGUAACAGAACUGGGAAAAGAGUUUAGAGGUGAUAAAUACCACUUAAUGAACCGUAACUGUAAUCAUUUUUCAAGCGCACUAACAGGGAUUUUGUGUGGGAAAGAGGUUCCUUCGUGGAUAAACCGACUUGCAUAUUGGAGCACAUGUAUACCAUUUUUGGAAAGGUGUUUGCCUCAAGAAUGGUUAACUCCAGUUGCCUUGCAGCAAACAAUAAACCAACGAAAUGAAAACAAUGGUGAACUUCAGCCGAAAUAGAAGUGGAAAAUCUCUCUUUGUGUCUCGCCCCUUAAAAUUUCCCCCCAUCGGUAUAUCCUGUUCAUCGUACUAGUCUUUCCUAUUUGCUUUCUUUUGAAAUCAUCAUCAUCAAGUCAAAAAUGGAUUGUACGAUCUAGGGAAUAUUGCACGUCUAGAUCACAGCAGUUGUCAGGUUACGCGCGACGAUCCAUAUUAUUGCCAAUUUAUUCCACUUCCAUGCUAUAACUUAAACUCUUUUCUUCGGACCCAGUUUCUCUCAACUGCCACUGUAUGUCUAAAAAAUCCAUCGUACCAUAGACUCACUCGUUCCUCACAUAUAAUAGCGCAAUUCAAUGAAAUCGAUGAAAUACACAAAAACAA